CUGAUUGAAUGGAAAAUUUGAUGGGUCCUGCCACCUGUCUUACCUGUGACCAUGCACAACAAUGACGUUUUUGGCCUCUUUUUAAUAUUUUCAUAGCCCUAAGAGAUGUUUUUUUGAGCUACGUAGCCAAGCUCUAGGUUAGGCAACGUCAUUUAAUAGCCUUGUCUCUUUGAAUUCUUUGAUUCUUCGAGAAAUCCCACACAAAGGGAUUUGCGUAUCUCGUCAUCUUCGGGACCACAUCGAGAGAGAUAUCGUUGAUCUUUUUUAUUAUCUUUUACAGAAUACUGCACAAUUCUAUUAUUAAUACACUCUCCCCGGCAUCGACAAUAUGGUUUAUGUGCGACAGGAAUUCCUGCCGAAUCUAAAGGCAUACAAGUAUUCAGGCGUCGACCACUCCUUGACGUCCAAGUAUAUCCUUAAACCCUUCUACACCAAUGUCGUCAUCAAAUGCUUUCCCAUGUGGAUGGCCCCAAACCUGAUCACUCUGACCGGCUUCUCAUUUGUUGUCGCCAACUUCUUCACCUUGCUGUGGUACAACCCGACCCUCGACCAAGACUGUCCGCCUUGGGUCUACUACACUUGGGCCGCCGGCCUCUUUUUAUAUCAGACUUUUGAUGCGGUGGACGGGUCACAAGCACGACGAACGAGACAAAGCGGACCUCUCGGCGAGCUAUUCGACCACGGCGUAGACGCUCUUAACACAUCUCUAGAAGUCCUCAUCUUCGCUGCCUCCCAAAACUUCGGGCAGAGCUGGUACACUGUUGCUAUUCUCUUCGCAUCUCUACAAACCUUCUACGUUCAGACUUGGGAUGAAUACCACACUAAGACCCUCACGCUGGGAGUUGUCAACGGCCCGGUCGAGGGUAUUCUGAUCCUUGUGUGUGUCUACGCAUUGACGGGAUAUAUGGGCGGCGCCUCAUUCUGGCAGCAGUCGAUGCUCCCCACGCUCGGAGUCCCCGCCUCCCUCGGCAUCCCCAAGAUCCUUUACGACCUAUCCUUUUCGCAGUGGUACAUCGUUCAGGGCACUUUCGUGCUCGUCUUGAACACCGUCGAGAGUGCGCGCAACGUCAUCAAAGCCCGUCGCGCCCGCGGUGACCGCAGCCGCUGGGCACUAUUUGGCCUGCUGCCGUUUUUCGGAACUUGGGUGAUUGUCGUAGCAUAUCUAUACCUGCAACCCUUGAUCCGCACUCAGCAUCUUGUACCUUUUGCCAUCUUUGCGGGUCUGGUAAAUGCGUACAGCGUGGGACAGGUGAUCACUGCGCAUCUCGUAAAGCUGCCGUUCCCUUACUGGAACAUACUAACCAUCCCCAUGACAUUGGGCGUGAUCGAUAGUCUGGGCCCGAUUCUACAGGAGCAUGUUGGUUGGGCAUCAGGCUGGCCAAGUGCGCUCGGCACAGACGUCUACCAGGUCGCGUUCAUGUUCUGCAUGCUGGGAAUGGCGAUCGGCGUGUACGGAUCUUUCGUCGUCGACGUCAUUGUGACGAUCUGCGAUUACCUCGAUAUCUGGUGUCUUACGAUCAAGCACCCGUAUGUCGAGGGUGCGGAGGAGACUAAUGGGAAGAAGGCGAAUUAAGAAAGAAUCAGGAACAUAGAAGCAAUUAUGGACGAUGAAGAUGGAAAUGAUGGCAUGCGAACUCGAAGUUAUUAAAGGGGUGGAGGAUAAUCAAUCUCAUAAUUACGAUGCACUACGUUUCUAUCUGGGAAGGUGGAUAGGAAGGGAAGUAAUGCCGUGAGGAUCGAAAUACGAGAUAGGAAAGGAAAGAAGCGCUGGCCAUCCGCGCAUAAUACUCAGGUGAAUACUCGGGUGGAUUCGAGACGAUGAUGAAUGAAUGAUGAAUAUUGAGCUUAUCUCUACUCUUUCUAUGGCUAGCUAGAUGGGCAGAUUGGCCCUCACAAGUAAUGAUGAAGAUGGACAGGUGUGGCUUGAUGUCUUCGCAUAGGGGCUUGAGUGCGAAAUUGCUUGGGAGCCUACCUGUUACAUUAAUGGAUUCAUCGAAGCGUGCAAAUUUGGAUCAUGCCUCCCCAUCCUA
Molecule: messenger RNA, 2030 nt
Organism: Hypoxylon fragiforme
Lineage: Eukaryota; Fungi; Ascomycota; Sordariomycetes; Xylariales; Hypoxylaceae
Product: Choline/ethanolaminephosphotransferase
Exons: 4
Coding region: 329-1573 (414 amino acids)
Biological process (GO): phospholipid biosynthetic process
Cellular component (GO): membrane
Molecular function (GO): phosphotransferase activity, for other substituted phosphate groups
Source: RefSeq, a predicted model, not a curated record